AUGAAUGUACUUGACGAUCUUGAGCCAAGUCGAGAAUUUGUAGCGGCAGAUGAUCCGAAUGCUGUGAAAACAAAAAAUUCCAGGAUCACUUCUCAACUUGCCGUUUUGAAUUUCCGAGAAAACGACUAUGCUGUUUUAUCAAUUCCCUAUCCGAAUCGAGAUGAUGAAAAUCCGAAAUGUCCUGGAUUUGAAUUGGAGCCAGACAUUUGGUCAUUUGUGGUCGUUGUUCAAAAGAAUCAAAUGGAAGUUCCAUCUUUGAUGACAGCCGCCGACAAAACAUUCAAUGUCACCUGUGAUUACUCCAAUGUCGAUUGGCAUUCAUCCGACGCAGCAGCAACCACAGCCGCUUCCUCGAGUUCGGAUCUUCCUGAUGAUCUCAUUGAUGUCAGCGGAGAAGAUUCAACUCUAUACACAUCAACACGAGGCACUCCAUCCGAGAAAAUCCGAAUGUUGAUCCUGAAAGACGGACAAACUGUUUCCGCUGUGCAAUUGGGGGAACUUGUAGAAUUGAAAUUGGAGAGGAUGGGCGGCCUUCCACCAUCACCACAACCAUUGUCCAUCAUUCAACACGGCUGUCCUGAUUCAAAAGUGGUGAAUCGUUUGAUGGAGGGGAUUGUCGAGCAACUACCUGAUGGAUUUAGUGCAAAGAUGAGGGUAUUUCGUUUUGAUGGAUCAAGAAGGGUUCGUUUAAGAUGCACGAUUGAUGUUUGUGUUGAUGAAUGUCCACCGGUUGAAUGUGACGGUUUCGAUUCGGAAAUAAAAAGUUACGGGAAAAGAAAGAAAAGACAAACGAUGGGUGAAUUGUCGACGAUGAUGAGAAGGUUGAAACCGAAUUUUCGAUUGGAUGACACGACGAUGAAAACGACGACUACGAGAGUGCCCAAAUUCACGGAAAUGAUGAUGGUCGAAGAAGAGAAACGAAAAACCACGAACACAAUAACAGGGAUCUUGACUGUGAUCGAUCCACCAUUGUAUGAUGAAGAUGGAAAUCCCCAACAAGCACAUUCACCUAAUAAUCAACCAUUGUUUCUAUCGGGAUCUCAUCAAGUGAUUUGCGUGUUUCGCCCGAUUUUCAUCUCCGUUUCACUUCUUCUUUUCCUAUUAUUCAUCAUUCAAACACUCAUCAUUGGGAGAUUUGUGUCUCGACACAUUUUACAAAGAACAGAAGAAUCUCUUUAUGGAAGCUCAACCUCGUGUAAUCGUUCCUCGCAAAGUGGUCUUUUGAUUGGAGACACGGAUUCGACACGGAGUAUCUCACCGCUUGUUUUCCCGAAAACCCCGCAAAUUCAACCACCGCCGAGACCUGCAAAGCGUCGACUCGAUUGUCUCGAUGAGCGUUUCCUGAAUAUCCCUUCUUCAUCACCAUUCCCCCCUCGUCCUCCACUUCCUUUACAUACAGAUAUUCAUGGUUACACUGUGCCAAUUAGACCAAGGCAUUCCUGGGAACUCGACUCAAGUUUA
Mesorhabditis belari is the source of this 1461-nucleotide messenger RNA. The record is from the annotation of a GenBank genome assembly. Lineage: Eukaryota; Metazoa; Nematoda; Chromadorea; Rhabditida; Rhabditidae.